This is a messenger RNA of Carlito syrichta (Philippine tarsier), 626 nucleotides long. It is a transcript of the gene FGF23, whose product is annotated as fibroblast growth factor 23. The record is from RefSeq and is a predicted model, not a curated record. Lineage: Eukaryota; Metazoa; Chordata; Mammalia; Primates; Tarsiidae. The transcript has 3 exons. Gene Ontology annotation, biological process: cell differentiation; positive regulation of cell population proliferation; positive regulation of gene expression. Gene Ontology annotation, molecular function: type 1 fibroblast growth factor receptor binding; growth factor activity. Gene Ontology annotation, cellular component: cytoplasm. Bases 69 to 626 code for a protein of 185 amino acids.
AGGCUAGCCGAGUCCGGGCAGGCGUGUCAGGUUUCAGCCUCAGCUCCAGCCACUCAGAGCGCGGCACGAUGUGGGGGGCCCGCCUCAGGCUCUGGGUCUGUGCCCUGUGCAGCGUCUGCUGUGGGGGCGUCGUCGGAGCCUCUCCCAACGACUCUCCGCUGCUCGGCUCCAGCUGGAGUGGCCUGACCCACCUGUACACGGCCACAGCCAGGAACAGUUACCAUCUGCAGAUCCACAAGGACGGCCACGUGGACGGCACGCCCCAGCAGACCAUCUACAGUGCCCUGAUGAUCACAUCAGAGGAUGCUGGCUUCGUGGUGAUCACAGGUGUGAUGAGCAGAAGAUACCUCUGCAUGGAUUUCAGAGGCAACAUUUUUGGAUCACUCGUCUGGGGACACCCGGGAGGAAUCCUCCCACCGGCCUUUGGCAAACGCAACCGGUUAUCUCGAGGGACCCCUCUGCGCCCCGAGGAUGCGGAAGGCGGGGUGAUGUGUGCAGUGAGUGACUUCUCCCCGUUCCCUUCCCGGGGCUCCCCCGAGACUCGGCCUCUGAGGCCUGAGUCGGGGGCAACGUCGCCUUCCGAGCCCCACAGAUACACCUUUCCGAAUAGGAACCCCAGCGGGUGA